Molecule: messenger RNA, 1905 nt
Organism: Vairimorpha ceranae
Lineage: Eukaryota; Fungi; Microsporidia; Nosematidae
Product: formin-like protein
Exons: 1
Coding region: 1-1905 (634 amino acids)
Source: RefSeq, a predicted model, not a curated record
AUGUCCAAUAAGUCCCUAGAUAAUUUAAAUACACAAUUCAUUGAUGUUCUAAAAUCUCUUAAUAUAGAGGACAAUAAACAUCAAAAACUAAGCAUCAAUUUAGAUCUUAAAAAGAAAAUUAAAACAAUAAUAUCUAUACAAUCAUUAGAAGAAAGAAAAAGUCAUAUUCCAAAAUAUUUAAAUAAUAGCAAUUCUUACAUAUCUUUACUGUCAUUAUCUAUUUCACUCACUACAAAGACACUUUAUACAAUAUUUUGCAAUCAUAAUGGUAGAGAAAUCUUAAAAAAUGUUAUUCAAAAUUCUGAUAAAGAAAAGACAUGUUUGGCAAUAGAUCUUGUAUAUAGGUUGAUAAAAACAUAUGAUUUGGAAUUUGAUAUAAAACUACUUAUAGAAAAGGCUUGUGAAUAUGAAAAAUGGGAAGUUCUUGAUUUAGUAAAAACUUUUGAUUUUUUCUUUGACGGAGAUUGUUUAUGCCAAAUGUUAAUUUAUAAAUUUUUGCAUAAACUUCCAGAUGAGUUUGUUUCUAAAAUACAACAAAGUAAAUUUAAUAGAAUUUUUGAAUAUAUAAAAAAUAAUAGAAUUUAUGCUUCAAAUAUUUCUUUAGAAAAAGAGAAUUUAAAUAAUCUUGAAAAAAUCUUGCUAGAUACACUAUUUAUUCGGACAGAAAAGGGGCUGGAGGUUUCUGUUAUAAGAAAAUCUACUACACCUGAACCUGUUAAAAUAACCGAGCUUAAUAUUUGUCAAAAUUCUAGUAUUGAAACAAAAAAAUCCGAUACAGAAGAGCAAUUAUUGGUUAAUGAAAGUAAACCUACUGUACCUGUUCUGACAAAACCUGAUACUAGUUUGGAUGAGAAAAAAACUUUGAAGAAAAAAUUUAUUUUCAAGAAAAAAGAGCCUAGUGUUGCUUAUUUAAAUAUUAAAUGGACUAAAAUGCACAAAGUUAAUACUGUUUUUGAAAAUAUAAAUGUAGAUAGUUUUAAAUCUAAAUUUUCUAAGGAAGAUUUAGACUAUUUUAUUGUAAAAAAAGAAAUAAAGAAGACUACGGUAGUUGAAAAAGGAUCUAUAAAAGAAGUCAUAAUGGAUCCUAAAAAAAGUUAUGCUCUAAAUAUUGCUUUAUCAAGAGUAAAAGAAGAUUAUAAAGAUGUUUUACAGAAAAUUUACAAUAAUGAUACUACUUACAUUAAUGAAAAUUUGGUUAAUCAACUACUUUUAUAUUUUCCUACUUGUCAAGAAAUGGAUAAUAUUAUGAUUUCUAAUUCGACUGAUAAGUACGUACUCUUUUUUAAAGAGUGUGGAGAUCGAUUCCUAGAUGUUAAAGAAAAUCUUCUAAAAAUUAAGUUAGAUAUAUUAAUUAGAAAUUUUAAUUUUAAUUAUUUAUUAGCAUUUAUUGGAUUUUUUAGAGACAUCAAAACGAGCAUGUUUUUGAAUGAAUUAUUAGGUAUUAUUCUUUAUAUAGGUAAUAUUGUUAAUAAAGGCUCUACAUACGCAAAUGCUGAGGGAUUUAGCAUUCUUGAUAUACAUAACAUUUUAAAUAUGAGAAUGCAAAAUAACCUGUCUUCUACAAAUGUAAAUUGCAAUAAUAAAAUUUCAGAUUUCAGUUCUACUAAAAAAGAUAAUAUUUUUACUUUUAAAGAUUUAAUUAGAAAUAAAAUCAGAGAUUGUGAUGUUAAUUUAUCAAUUAAAAAUAUAAGUUAUGAUAAUUUACUUACCGAUAUACAAGAAAUUAAUAAUGUUAAAAAAGAUUUAAAUUUUACACAUGUAAAAUAUGAUGAGUUAAUUAAUUGUUACAGAGAAUUGAUGUCUCUGGCAAAUGAUAUAAAGAAAGCAUAUAACUUAGAAAAAAUUAAUGAUGAAAUUAUUUGUAUUUUUAUUACAAUUUGUGAAAUAUUCGAGAAACACAAUUAA